Molecule: messenger RNA, 4755 nt
Organism: Ochotona curzoniae (black-lipped pika)
Lineage: Eukaryota; Metazoa; Chordata; Mammalia; Lagomorpha; Ochotonidae
Gene: PPTC7
Product: protein phosphatase targeting COQ7
Exons: 6
Coding region: 291-1220 (309 amino acids)
Source: RefSeq, a predicted model, not a curated record
AGUGGAGCGGAAGAUGGCGGCGGCGGCGGCGGCUGCACCCGCACCCGGGACCUCAGUCGGGCUGAGGCAGAGGAGCCGUCGGCUCUGACCUCGCUCUGGCUCCGGUGCGUGCGGCUGAGCGUGUGCGAGGCCCCGCGCGUCGGGCAGGGGCGGCGGCGGCCACUGCGCGCCGCCCUGAGCAGCGCCCGGGAGGCGGCGCGGCUGCGGCUGAGGAGAGAGCCGGCUCGGGGCCUCGGCGUCCUCCUCCUGCUCUCCCGGGCCCCCGCCUCCUCGGGGGGGCGGCGGCGGCGAUGUUCUCGGUCCUCUCGUACGGGCGGCUGGUGGCCCGCGCUGUGCUCGGCGGCCUCUCGCAGACCGACCCCCGGGCGGGCGGCGGCGGCGGAGGAGGCGGCGGCAGCGGCGACUACGGGCUGGUGACGGCCGGCUGCGGCUUCGGCAAGGACUUCCGUAAGGGCCUCCUCAAGAAGGGCGCGUGCUACGGGGACGACGCGUGCUUCGUGGCCCGGCACCGCUCCGCCGACGUGCUGGGGGUUGCAGAUGGCGUGGGAGGAUGGAGAGACUAUGGCGUUGACCCGUCCCAGUUCUCAGGGACUUUAAUGCGUACGUGUGAACGUUUAGUCAAAGAAGGACGGUUCGUACCAAGUAAUCCCAUCGGAAUUCUUACCACCAGCUACUGUGAGUUGCUGCAAAAUAAAGUACCUUUGCUUGGAAGCAGCACCGCCUGCAUCGUGGUGCUGGACAGGAGCAGUCACCGGCUGCACACAGCAAACCUCGGGGAUUCCGGCUUCCUGGUGGUCAGGGGCGGUGAGGUGGUGCACCGGUCCGACGAGCAGCAGCACUACUUCAACACUCCGUUCCAGCUCUCCAUCGCCCCGCCCGAAGCAGAGGGAGUCGUCCUGAGUGACAGCCCGGAAGCUGCUGACAGCACGGCCUUCGAUGUCCAGCUGGGCGACAUUAUCCUGACGGCGACAGAUGGGCUCUUCGACAACAUGCCUGACUACAUGAUCCUUCAGGAGCUCAAGAAGCUAAAGAACUCAAACUAUGAGAGUAUCCAGCAGACGGCAAGAAGCAUUGCUGAGCAAGCUCACGAGCUGGCAUAUGACCCAAAUUAUAUGUCACCUUUUGCACAGUUUGCAUGUGACAACGGCUUGAAUGUGAGAGGUGGAAAGCCCGAUGAUAUCACCGUCCUCCUUUCCAUCGUGGCCGAGUACACUGACUGAGCAGCCGUGGGGUCAGCGCUGUUUCCCCUCAGCGUCCCUGCCGCCGGUGCCCAUGCUGCCGGCAGGACCGCGGGUAUCGGGCCUGUCCUUGGGGCCCAUUGAGGUCUUUGUUGAGAACCACUACUGUCCCUCCCUCACUCACGGCUGCCGGCGACGCCCGAAGGGAACUCAGCCCUCAGGUGUCCUCGUGGAAGCUCUCCCAGCAUGUGACUUCUCUCACAGGCUGCUACUUCUCAAAAACAGUUGAAGUUUGGGAAAUGAGUAACGUUGGUAAAGUGAAUCCAGAAUUGCAGUGAGUCUUAUCCCAGUCAUAUUGUAAAGAUAUAUUUAGGAAACAUUGUUCAUCCAAGGGUGUCAUCGUGUCCUCCACAGGCAUAGUCCUUGUUCUGAUGACUGGGUGUGGCUUCUUAUUUUCAUUGUAAACUCCUAUUUUUCAGGAGCUUAUAAUUGUGAUCUACAACACGGCUGUGGGCUCUAAGAUCUCGAUCCCAGCAGCUUGUUACAGAUCAGAAGAGAAAUUCAUUUUAGUUCUAUGGAUGCAAAUAUUUCGUACUUUUAAAAAGAUGUUGAAUUGUGGUCCUGUGAUUAAGAGUUUUGGCAGUUUAUCACUUAGUCCAGUCAUAGGUUGAUGGCCUGAUGUGCAGUAUGGGUGGGAGGGCUCCUUAGUGGAAGUCAUUGGUGAAAUUACUGCUCAAGAUUGUUGAUCUCAGAGCCCGCUGCUGGUGAGGCGACCGCUCUGAGUCCAGAGGGUUGAGAACGGACAGCUGGGACUUCGGCUUCCAUUGGCUUCUGAUGGUCAUGUGGCCCAGUCUCACUGAGGCCUUGUGUUAGGAGCCCUGCCUGCUGUAGCAUGUGCACCCAGUGUGUGGUCCUCUGGGCAGGGCAGCAGCAAGGUAUUCACAAGGAGAACUCCCAGGGAGGGCCUGACAGCUUGCAGUUGGCCGCAGCAGAAAUAUAGGGGUUUCCAAAUCGAGCUUAAUGUUUACAGUUUCCCAAUAGCCAUUUUGCAGUGUGUCGUCCCUCACACAGCCACCCCGCACUCGGUUUUCCCAUGGUCUACAAGCUCAAACUUAUGUUGAAGGUUUGUGUACCAGCUGACUGCUGUAAAGAUAUAUAUUUUUGGGUCAGUUCCUCCCCUUCAUUAACUUGGUGGUAGAAAAAAAUAUAUAUAUAUACUUAGAAAUCCUUAAAUUAAAGCCAUGUUUUCUAUCUAAGUCAGGUAACAUUGGUGUAGAGAUGAGAAUGCAAUGACCCCUGAUGCAAACCUACUUGAGGAGAAUUUAGGAAGUCCUUUUCUCUAGCCGAGAGACUGACUCCUGGUUCAUUGCAUUCAAACUUACGUUUGGGGUUACCUCAACUUGUUUUAAAAGAUUUUGUUUUGUGAAUUUGUACUGUAUAUUUGAGUAACUGUCGAGCUUUUGUUUUAUUUAAAAUUGUUUAACAUGUACCAUGUACAUGUCAUUACAAUAUUUCAAUGCAUCAUGCUUGUAACAGGCAUUUCAUUUAUAAUAAGAAUGAGUUAUUCAUUUUUAAGCUGUUCAGUAAUUUAUCUACUAUUCCUAGAUUGGCAUAAUGUUAGGUAUCUAUUUUGAAUCAUCUUUAAUUACAUGUCAGAAUGCCUUAACUGCCCUAACUUGACAAAACAGUUCUUUGGUGGAGGAGGGGGCUGGGGCGCAGGAGACGACCUCAAGCCAGGGAAGGGAGCACGAGGUGUGAGUGGCGGGUCUCGUGGGGCACGGACUUUCUGCAGUCUCCGUGUGUUCUCCAAGUGGCGGGAGUUGCAUCCAGAGGGUUUGGCCAGAAGGAAUGCCUUUACACGGGACUGGUGGCUUCGGCUUUGUGUGGGUGUCUUAAUUAUUUUGGUCAGAGGUAUGUAGCCUUGUGAUUUGGAUACAUUUUGCAUUAAUUUUCCAAUGCCUACAUUUAAUUAGUGGUCACAGAGCAGUGUUGGUCAAGUUACUGGCUUUUCUCUGCUCUCAUUCAACCCGACGAACACAAUCUCAUAAAGCUAGAUUGGUGGUUUAUACAACUCAUUUAAUCAGCUUACUUUCUAAAGAAAUGAUUGUUGGAAAUUGACAUUGAAAAUAGUGGGACGAGAUUUGAGUUGCACAGUGGUGUUGACUUGUGGACCUGGCCUGUACGUUAGUCACGUAGACUCUUCUCUGUUCCCUCUUGUUCCCCUGUCCCUUCCGUGUUAUGCACUUAACUGACUGCAAAGGGCCGGUGGGAGUGCUGCUGGAAGUACCUUCGGCUUCCAUGGCCAGUGGCUGUGUGGGGCCGAGCGAUACCUCUGGCGGCCGUGAUUCUGAACUCGAUGUGUGUGGGAAUUGUGUUUUAAAACUAUAGAGUCAACACACACAUUUGUCUCACAAAAUGGACUUUUAUAACAGGAGAAAAAAUUUGGAUUUCUAAUUUACAAAUGGCAAAUUAUUUAUCCCUCUGGAUGCACCAAAGACCAAUAAAGUUUAUAGCUUUUUCCAUCUAUAUUUAUAAAGCAAUACUGUAUUAUAAAAAAAUCAAUAUUUUUAUCACAUGCUUGAAAUUUUUAUUUUGUUCUGUUUUAAAAAUGUGCACUCUAAACAUAUCAGACCUUAUUUCUUCCUAUGAACUUAAAGCUGCCUGCGCACAAAAAAAAAAAAUUACCAAAUGCAGAUGAAGUAAAGCCCCAUAGGCUCUUGAAAGCUUAGAGAAGAAAUGAAGGGAAAACACGUUCUUUGUGCUGAUGACUGAACUCGUUGGACAUGGUUGAUGGGUGCUCAGUCACAGAAGAAUCCAUUCCAGGUGUGCGUGUCAGGGUGGAGUUGGCGGGGCGGGGCUGGGUCCAGAUCAGAAUGAAGAGAGUAUGCCCUCUCCCAUGGGCAGCGCCUGUGCUAGGGAGUGGGCCCUCUCCCAUGGGCAGCGCCUGUGCUAGGGAGUGUGCCCUCUCAUGCGGCCAGUGCCUAUGCUAGGGAGUGUGCCCUCUCAUGCGGCCAGUGCCUAUGCUAGGGAUUGUGCCCUCCCCUGCGGGCAGUGCCUAUCCCAAGGGAGUAUGCCCUUUCCUGUGGCCAGCACCUGUCCCAAGGGAGUAUGCCCUUUCCUGUGGCCAGCACCUGUCCUAAGGGAGUGUGCCCUCUCCUGUGGGUAGCACCUGUCCUAAGGGAGUGUGCCCUUUCCUGCGGGCAGCGCCUCUCCUAAGGGAGUGCACCCUUCUGUGGGCAGCACCUGUCCUGGAGCUGGGAUCGCUCAGUGCCACCAGCCUACCACACUGUGUCACGAGGCAGGAAGCAGAAGUUCCUGAGUCCGUUGUGAGUAUUCUGAGUGUUUUUGGAGUUUGUAAAUGUUUGUACGUCUGGAGGAGCUCCAGGUUUCUUGACACCUUAUACCAGCUGUCUUUGGUAAAAACCACAGCAUUCAAUUUCUCUAGAAACUGUAUCACAUUUCUGCACUUAACAAAUUUUACAAUAUAUAUUUAAAAAAAAGUCCCGUGAAACAGUAUUUGAAGUCAGUUAAAAAAAAAAAUAAUAAAAACUUGGCAAAAUUCAGCUUCUCAACUAAA